This is a messenger RNA of Fragaria vesca subsp. vesca, 2206 nucleotides long. RefSeq names its product zinc finger protein MAGPIE-like. Gene Ontology annotation, molecular function: DNA-binding transcription factor activity. Gene Ontology annotation, cellular component: nucleus. NCBI's taxonomy places the organism in Eukaryota, Viridiplantae, Streptophyta, Magnoliopsida, Rosales, Rosaceae. The coding region runs from base 373 to 1905 and encodes 510 amino acids. The transcript has 4 exons. The record is from RefSeq and is a predicted model, not a curated record.
GUUCAAAUCUCUCUCUCUCUCUCGGCUCUACUGUAUCUCACACACCCUCUCUCUAUCAGUCUAUCUAUAUUAAGUUUUCAUUUUCCAGAUAUGAAACGGCCGCCUCUACCACCUCGAUGACUGAGUUGAAUCGGUGCGGCCUUCCUGGUCAUCGUCAAGACACCACCUCUUAAAUAAGUCCAAGUAAUCCAGUCGGUGUUCUCGGGAAAAUCUCAUUUCCCGGUUAACAGUCAGAAAGUCUUUCUUGUUUUGUUCCAAGGCCACUGUCAGAAGCUUGUGUUGUGUCUAUAAUAGAAGCAAACAGCAUAGAACAAGUUGGCUGGCUCCUUUUUUUAGACCUGGAGCUCUGAUAGAUUGAAGAAACCUACCAAAAUGGACGACCUUGACAAUUCCUCAUCACUAGUUGAUUCUACUGCUUCAGCAGAAGCUUCUUUUUCCGAGCCUCCGGCCAAGAAAAAGAGAAAUCUUCCCGGAAUGCCAGAUCCUGACGCUGAGGUGAUCGCUUUAUCGCCGAAAACUCUGAUGGCGACGAACCGUUUCGUGUGCGAGAUCUGCAACAAAGGGUUCCAGCGGGACCAGAACCUUCAGCUCCACCGGCGGGGCCACAACCUGCCGUGGAAGCUGAGGCAACGAACCACGACGGAAGUUAAGAAGCGGGUUUACGUCUGCCCGGAGACGUCGUGCGUGCACCACAACCCGGCCCGAGCGCUGGGCGAUCUCACCGGGAUUAAGAAGCACUUCUGCAGAAAGCACGGCGAGAAAAAGUGGAAGUGCGAGCGGUGCUCCAAGAAGUACGCAGUGCAGUCGGAUUGGAAGGCUCACAUGAAGACCUGCGGCACCAGAGAGUACAAAUGUGACUGUGGAACCUUGUUUGCUAGGAGGGAUAGCUUCAUAACGCAUAGGGCUUUCUGUGACGCCUUGGCCGAGGAGAGUGCCAAGGCUCAAACCCUAGGAAGCUCGCAGCUGGGAACUCCAAAUCCGAACCCGAAUGCCGGAAAGGCCGUCCUGGUGGCGUCGCCGCCUCCACCGCCUCUCACGCCUUCCAACAUUGUUGUGUCUCCGGCUCUAUCCAUUCAAAGCUCAGAAUUCCCAGCAGAAAACCCAGUAAGAGUGUCGCCACCACCGCCAGCAACAACGUGCCUAACGAGUGCCACAACGGCCAUUGGCACCACUGCCACUGCCACCACCACCUCAACCGGAAAUUGCAGCAACACUAGUACUAGUGUGUUUGCUAGCAUAUUUGCUCCUUCCAGCAACGCCUCACAAACAUCAGCAGCUGCUAACUCGUCAUACAGUUCGGCAAUCCCAUCAGUCUCCGCCAUGGAACCAACGUCUCUCUCACUCUCCACCUCUCUGUACCUAUCCAACAAUGGCUCCUCCCUCUUCCCAACAACCAACCACCAAGACCAACGCCAGUAUGUAGCUUCUCCUCAGGCCCCGGUCAUGUCCGCUACUGCAUUGCUCCAAAAAGCAGCACAAAUGGGUGCAGCUACGACUAGUGAAUCUUUUCUUCGUGGCUUUGGCUUGGACACUUCCUCAUCGCCUCCCCAGGCGCAAGAUAGCACCGCCUCUUUGCAGUGGAGCAACAACAGCCACAUCCAGCAGCACAAAAGAGAUGGCAGUGGCGGUGCUGCGGUUACAGUGGCAGCUGGGCUGACUGAUCUCAUGAUGGGUCCGCCUUUGCCGUUUGGGAGUCAUCAUCAGCCCAUGACCCGUGACCUUCUUGGGCUGGGCAUAGGUGAUAAUGGCGGCGGCGGCAAUGCCUCAUCUGGCGGACUCUCUGCUUUGCUCAACUCAUUUGGAGGUCGUGGAGGUUAUACUACAUAUGCAAGGGGAGAAGAGUCUUCAUGGGAAGGUGCACCAGAGAGCAAGCCUAAUACUUCCAAUGGUCCGGCCUUGCUCUAAACACCCCUCCACUCCGAGUCGAAUAGACUUAUCUUUUGGACUUUUGGUCAUCUGAGAUCAAUCGGCAAGCUUCUUAGUAGCUUGUUUUCCGAUAGAUGAUGCUUUUGUUCCCUCGGGCAAAAUUCGAUGAACUUAUGGCCGGGAAAGCUGUGUAUAGGGCAUUAUGUACGUAGUUAGUGGCUAGCUUAGCAAGUGCCAUCACAGUUUAGCUAGGGUAAAAUGUACGCGAAACUUCAUUCUAGCUAUAACUAUAAGUAGUACUUUUGAUGAUACUGGUUUGAAUCGAUCAGUUGAGUUACGU